CAAUUGGAUUCUCCAUUCUCGUGCGGGCGCGUGGACCCCAAUCUCCUUUUCCUCAUUCUCCCCUCGCUGGAGUCUUCUUCACUCUCCCAACAAACACAAUACCUUGCGACGCUCGCUGCAUCGCGUGACAACUACGUCCAUGGAGAUGCUUCCCGGGAGCAGAAGAACAAUCUUCGUCUCCGCCUGCGUGUGGCUUCUUCUGUCACUGUUACCGUCGCUGUCACCGGCGAGUGUCGUUAGCGCCACCCACGGUGUCUUCAACGUCAAGUGCAAGUACCAGGAGCGCACCCUUUCUGCCCUCAAAGCCCACGACUACCGCCGCCAGCUCUCCCUCCUCGCCGGAGUCGACCUCCCCCUCGGCGGAAGCGGCCGCCCCGACGCCGUUGGGCUUUACUAUGCUAAAAUUGGGAUUGGAACUCCUCCGAAGAAUUACUACUUGCAGGUGGACACUGGCACUGACAUUAUGUGGAUCAAUUGCAUUCAGUGCAAAGAGUGCCCCACCAGAAGUAGCCUUGGUAUGGACCUUACACUCUAUGACAUAAAGGAGUCAUCCUCUGGUCAAUCUGUUCCGUGUGAUCAACAGUUCUGCAAAGAGGUAAAUGGAGGUCUUCUCUCCGGAUGCACUACUAAUAUUACCUGUCCAUAUCUGGAGAUAUAUGGUGAUGGGAGCUCAACUGCUGGUGACUUCGUAAAGGAUAUUGUACUUUACGAGCAAGUGUCUGGGGACCUUAAAACUGAUUCAGCUAAUGGAAGUAUUAUAUUUGGAUAUUAUCUUAACAUAAAGUGGAUGCACUGGCCAGUGUGCAGGUGUGGUGCUAGACAAUCUGGAGAUCUAAGCUCUUCAAAUGAAGAAGCACUUGACGGAAUACUUGGAUUUGGAAAAGCUAAUUCUUCAAUGAUUUCACAACUUGCUUCUUCUGGCAAAGUGAAAAAGAUGUUUGCUCAUUGUUUAAAUGGAGUAAAUGGAGGUGGUAUUUUUGCUAUUGGGCAUGUUGUGCAACCUAAAGUGAAGAUGACUCCAUUAUUACCAGACCAGCCACACUACAGUGUCAAUAUGACAGCAGUUCAAAUUGGCCAAACUUUCCUUAGUCUAUCAAUAGAUGCUUCAGCACAAGGGGACGGAAAAGGGACAAUAAUUGACAGUGGUACAACCUUGGCCUAUCUGCCUGAAGGGAUUUAUGAGCCGCUAGUAUCCAAGAUCAUUUCUCAGCAAACUGGUCUAAAAGUUCAGACUCUCCAUGACGAGUAUACAUGCUUUCAAUAUUCUGAGAGUGUUGAUGAUGGAUUUCCAGCUGUCACAUUUUAUUUUGAAAAUGGACUCUCGUUAAAGGUUUAUCCACAUGAUUACUUAUUUCUCUCUGGAAAUUUCUGGUGUAUUGGUUGGCAAAAUAGUGGGACACAAUCAAGAGAUAACAAAAAUAUGACCUUAUUAGGAGAUUUAGUGCUUUCAAAUAAACUUGUCUUCUACGACCUUGAAAAUCAGGCUAUUGGAUGGACCGAGUACAACUGUUCUUCAAGCAUUAAAGUGAAGGAUGAGCGCACAGGAACGGUCCAUUUAGUUGGUUUCCACUACAUUUCUUUUGCAUGCGUUUUAAACAUCAACGCAAUGAUGAUCUUGUUUCUACUUGCUCUGCUACAUACACUGGUUUAUUGAAACAGAACAGCAAAUACAUAUACUAAAGUCAAAAUUAUGGCAACAGGAUUUGGAUAUAGAAAGGACAUAAAAUGCCAAGUGAGAAAUUGAGUUUUCAGGAACUUGCAUGAUUUUUAAAUGUAAUCUUCAAGGGAGACUAGGACACUGACCAUUGGGAACCUUCGCUGUGGGUCAAAUUUUUCAUCCCAAUCCCCAUGGUGAAUAUGUAAAUUACAUCCACCAAUUGUAUAUGUUAUUAGACUUAGCUUCGCUCUCAAUGCCAAAUGUAUAAUUCUCAUGCGACAACCUACGCAUGUAACGCAACUUUUAAUUGCAAAUAUUUAAGUUAGUUAUUGUUGACCA
Messenger RNA from Vigna angularis (adzuki bean), 1996 nucleotides. Its product is annotated as aspartic proteinase 36. Lineage: Eukaryota; Viridiplantae; Streptophyta; Magnoliopsida; Fabales; Fabaceae. The transcript has 11 exons. Gene Ontology annotation, molecular function: aspartic-type endopeptidase activity. The record is from RefSeq and is a predicted model, not a curated record. Gene Ontology annotation, biological process: proteolysis. The coding region runs from base 140 to 1654 and encodes 504 amino acids.